This is a messenger RNA of Oppia nitens, 974 nucleotides long. It is a transcript of the gene Rab2, whose product is annotated as ras-related protein Rab-2. The coding region runs from base 272 to 907 and encodes 211 amino acids. Lineage: Eukaryota; Metazoa; Arthropoda; Arachnida; Sarcoptiformes; Oppiidae. Gene Ontology annotation, cellular component: Golgi apparatus. Gene Ontology annotation, molecular function: GTPase activity; GTP binding. The record is from RefSeq and is a predicted model, not a curated record. The transcript has 2 exons.
AUACAGUAUUGAAUGAAACACUUGUUUAUUAUAUUAUAUAAGCAUUUAAUAAGUGAUUCAUUCAUUGCAUUCAAUACUAUAGUAACUAUCGAGACAUACGUUUGUGUUGUUGAGGACACUGACUGACUGCUGACCACUUGAUUACCGAAGCUAUUUGCUGACCAAUUGAGCCGUGUGUUUGCCUGUGUGUGUGUCCAACCAACCAAACCAACUAACUGACUGACUGACCAAAUCAACUCCCGCGCGAGAUCAACCCGUGACCACCAACAACAUGUCGUACGCCUAUCUAUUCAAAUACAUAAUCAUCGGCGACACUGGUGUCGGUAAAUCGUGUCUACUCUUGCAGUUUACCGACAAACGUUUCCAGCCGGUACACGAUCUGACCAUUGGUGUGGAAUUUGGUGCCCGUAUGAUCACUAUCGACGGCAAACAAAUCAAACUCCAAAUAUGGGAUACGGCCGGCCAGGAAGCGUUCCGAUCGAUUACCCGAUCGUACUAUCGCGGAGCGGCCGGUGCACUGUUGGUCUACGAUAUUACCCGACGGGAUACGUUCAAUCAUUUGACUACUUGGCUGGAGGACGCCCGACAACACUCCAAUAGCAAUAUGGUUAUUAUGUUGAUCGGCAAUAAGUCCGAUCUGGAGUCCCGUCGUGAGGUCAAGAAAGAAGAAGGCGAAGCUUUUGCUCGGGAACACGGAUUGAUUUUUAUGGAAACAUCAGCGAAAACGGCGGCCAAUGUCGAGGAAGCGUUCAUCAAUACGGCCAAAGAGAUCUACGAGAAGAUACAGGAAGGCGUCUUCGACAUUAACAAUGAGGCAAACGGUAUCAAAAUAGGACCCCAACAUUCACCGACCAGUUCAUUACCGACUGGUAGCCAGGGAUCUAAUCAGGGAAGUGGUUGCUGUUAAAAGUGUGUGUUUGUGUGUCAAUCACUAACCUAACAAAAUAUAUAUAUAAAUAUAUAUAUAUAUUAGU